This is a messenger RNA of Trichosurus vulpecula (common brushtail), 483 nucleotides long. Its product is annotated as keratin-associated protein 2-3-like. Gene Ontology annotation, cellular component: keratin filament. Lineage: Eukaryota; Metazoa; Chordata; Mammalia; Diprotodontia; Phalangeridae. The transcript has a single exon. The record is from RefSeq and is a predicted model, not a curated record. Bases 1 to 483 code for a protein of 160 amino acids.
AUGGUCCAUUCCUGUUGUGGCUCUGUCUCCUCUGGCUGUUGCCAGCCCAGCUGCUGCGAGCCCUGCUGUGGCCAGUCCAGCUGCUGCCAACCCAUCUGUUGCCAGACCAGCUGCUGUGAGCCCUGUUGUGGCCAGUCUAGCUGCUGUGACCCCUGCUGUGGCCAGUCCAGCUGCUGCCAGCCCUGCUGCCCACCCAGGUGCUGCCUGCCAGUCUCCUGCCAAACCACUGUGUGCCGCCCAGUGAGCUGCGUGCCCAGGUGCAGCCGCCCCAUCUGUGACACCUGCUGUGUGAAGUGUGGCUGCUGCCCCAUUCUCUCCUGUUGCCCCAGCUCCUGCACAGCUGUGGUCUGCAGACCCUGCUGCUGGGUUUCCACCUGCUGCCAGCCCAUUUCUGUGCAGUCUCCUUGCUGCAGACCCCCCUGCUGCCAGCCAGCUGCCUGCCGCACCACCUGCCGCUCCACCUGCUGCCCCACCUGCUGCUGA